UUUUCAACAUGCAAAUUAUAUUUUCUUUUUCUACUAUCAUUAAAAUCAUUUUUAAAAUAUAUUCUUCUUGAAGAUAAGAUACAAACUGCAAGACAUAAAACAUUUAAAAUGAUUUUAAGAAAUUAAUAUUUAUUUUAGGUUUCUUCUAAGUUACCUUAAAAGGAACUCUUUCAUUGCUGCAUCCACCUGCAAAAGCAAAACAGUUUCUCUGCCUUCAUCUUCAAAUAUUAAACCCAAAAAAAAAGAGAGAAGAAAAAAAACUAUAGCCGAGCUUACCGGAAAUUGGUUAUCAAAACUAUUUUUACUUGGAAUUGGUUUGGUUAAUUAAUACCGAAUCGAUUGCUUUAUGACUGUCAACUGAAACGACGUCGUCAUUAUCCUUUAACCACACUUUAUUUUUCUUUUCUUUUUUCCUCCAAAAUUUAUGAGUCGUCGUCUUCAUUUCUGAGUUCAAAAUCCUGAGAAUUCUCUUUUUCUUCCAUCACCAAGACGAGCGAAGAUCUUGUUGAAGAGAGAGAGAAUGGUGUUUCCCACUGACAACAGUUCACCAAGAAGCAACAAAAAAACCCGUCUUUUAAAACAUUGUAUCACCUCCAUUGAUGGAUCUGAAGCUCCUCAAACUCGUUCAGCUCCUUCUCCUCUUUACUUAAAGUUGCUGCCUUUCAGUGUCUCCUUCAAUGGGUGGAGAAUUCCAAACAAAAAUUUCAAGUCUUGGGCAAGAAAAAUGGCUGCUUUACACGAACCCAUUUGGAGAAAAGCUGGAAUUUUCGAAGCCGUCAUAGCAUCCACAUACAAAAUCUAUCAAAACACAGAGCUGGUUCUGGGUGUUGCUGAGAAAUGGUGUCCUGACACCAAAACCUUUGUUUUCUCUUGGGGUGAAACAACCAUUACACUUGAAGACGUUAUGGUGCUUUUAGGUUUCUCUGUUUUGGGUUCACCGGUUUUUGCUACUCUGGAUAGCUCAGGAGAGAGUAUGAGGGAGAAGCUGGAGAACGAAUGGAAGAAGGUUAAGAAAGAUAAUGGCAAAUUUGUAACCCAAAUAGCAUGGAUGGCGAGAUUCAUGGACAGUGGUGAUGAGCUUGAGCAUGUGGCUUUCUUAGUGUUGUGGCUUAGCUACUUUGUGUUUCCAUCACGCUUUUAUCAUCUCUACAAAGCUAGUUUUCCAAUUUCUGUUCAUCUUUCUAGUGGUACUAGGAUUGCUCUUGCUCCUGCUGUUCUUGCUCAUUUGUAUGCAGACCUAACUCUCUUGAAAAACCACACUAGAGGUUUCAACCAAUCAACGAUUACUGCCAAAAUUGAUCUCACUGCCUUGUUUAAGUUGGUUCAAGUUUGGACAUGGGAAAGAUUCAGGGAACUACAGCCAAAACCAAAUCCGUUGCUAAAAGGUGAGCCAAGAUUGACUCUCUGGCAUGACCUGAAACAAAAAACCAGCGAUGUGAGGCAGAUUCUGGAUAGCUCGAAAAUCGACAGUUUUGAAUGGCGUCCCUACACAAAAACUGUGAAAAACUGGGAAUUUCCUCAGUUUUACCCUGAGAAAGAGAUGUGGGUUUCUGUUUGUCCAAGUCUUGAUGAUGUAUUCCUCUCCUUUGCUCGAUGCAUAAGGGUGUCUGAGCUUGUUGGAAUUAACAAAGUGAAGCAAUACUUUCCUAAUCGAGUGACUUCACAGUUUGGGAUGCUUCAGGAUGUUCCUUGUCCUGCAAACCAGAAAAAACUCUCACAGGAGGCAGCUUGGAAUGAUUACAGUAAGCCGGUUGAUGAUUUGACAUUAUACAUUCCUUCCCGUUGUGCACUACCUUGUGUUACUCCAAAGUUCUGCGAGUGGUGGAGGAAGUCGUUUCCUGGAUUCAAGUUUUCUUCGGAAGAGAAUGUGGUUGUUGAAUCAGCUGAAACAUUCAAAGAAAGAACCAUCAUAGGUGAUGAUGAUAGUUUUAUUCCUUCUGGCUCUAUGAUGAACAGAACAAGCGAGGAUGGAAUGAAGAAAUAUGAGGAUUCGAUAAACAAGAGACCCAAGUACAUAAAACAAGCUCGUGAAAACGGUCCUAAGAUGAACAAAACAAGUAAGGAUGCAAUGAAGAUAGCUGAGGUUUUUAACAAGAGACGCAAGUACAUGAAGCGAGCUCGUGAGAAUGAUGAGAUUACUAUGGGUCGUUGUCAUACACAGGUUCCUUCAGACAAUGAUGAAGUAGAUGGUAGACUCACCAUUGCUCAAAUGGUGGGACCUAGUAAGAAGAAAUAUAGUGAUGUUAAGAAAAGUAGACGAGAUACAUCUGAACCGCUUGAUAAAAAAUGUAGAGUUGAGGUGGAUAACAAUGAUUCGGGGCCUUGUCAAAAGCUUGCUUCGAUAAGUUAUGAUGGAGAUGAGACUGUACCAUCAUCAGAAAUAGAGCAAAAGAAUGAAGCGACUGAUGAAAGUGGAAGCAAAGCAGGUAAGAAUGCUGUGUCACCACCAGAGAAAAGGAAAACAUGUGAUGAUGAGCUUGAUGUAAAUGAAAGUAAUGCAGAUAUGAUCAAUGAUGGCAGCGAGCAACCAAAGUGUUUGCUGCUCCACGAAGAUGGUAUCAUAGCAGGAGAAAAGGCGAGCUCAGAAGAGAAGUUAUGCAGUGGUGAAGCUGAGAAGGAAGAUGAUGUAGUUGUUGAUGACAGUUUGAUGAACAACAAUGAACCAGUCCCUCAUCAACAGCAUGCAUCUGAUGAAACAAGCAGUGCAUAUGAGAGUGGGGUUCUGAGCCCAUCUGAUGAGUCAAACAUUGACAUCGCUGUAGGGGAAGGAAGCCAGGGACGGGAUUGUUUGCUUCAUGGUAAUGGCCUCGGAAGUGAUGAAACCAUGGAAUCCAAUGAGCAGUUAGAGGAUUUAGAAAAGAGAAACAAUGAUUUUGGUGAAGGUGAUGCUGGUAAUGACUCCUACGAAAAGAGAUUUCACGAGCUGAGGGUUCUGGCAUUGUCGAUAAAGGAGCGUAUUAUUAAGGCACAAAAAACUGUGGCAUGGUUGAAAGAAAGGUGAGACUCACAACAGAGAAAAUUAAAUAGCAGCAGCUCGUUUUUGUCAAAUGCAAGUAGAAAUCAAAGAUCAAUCUCAUCUAUGUGAUCUUUUGGUUUAGUAUCUUUUUAUUUAUCUGCUUACUAUCUUUUGAGGACUGGUUUCCUUUUAAGCGUUUCCUUUGUAUCCUUCAAACUCACUUGUGAAGUUCUUGGUGUGUUGUAGAUUAGAGUUUUCUAACAGAGAUAGCUUCAUCCUUAAAAGUAACUGCCUAAUGUAAAUCGCAGUUACAUAAGGAUGGUUUUUUGGGUUAAAAUGUUGAGAGCCAUUGAAAGCCUAAACCUUUUGAUGCAAAACCAGCCUGCACAAAUCUUCUGAGUCUGCAAGAACCAUUGUCUCAUGACAACAGUGAGAGCAGCUGCAAUAACUGUAUUACAAGACAUUCAGAGAAACUGAAGAAACUGUGAGGUCUUAUAAAGUUUUUUCUUGGAUUAGUCCUCCUGUGUUCCAUCAAUAGUAGCACUAACCACUAAACAAGUAAAUAUAUUUUGAUUUAUAUAGUGUAGAGAAUUUCAAUUUUAAUUAGAACAUUAUGACGGUAGAGAAGAGUUUAGUAAAGAGAAAACCAGAGGAAAAAUGGAGUUUCUGGUUAGGAUCUCAUGGAAACAAAAGAACAAUGUCACACGUAUUAAUCUUUUGAUGUUAUCUCUUUUGCUAUUUUGCAUAUAUAGAGAGCUUUAA
Molecule: messenger RNA, 3718 nt
Organism: Arabidopsis lyrata subsp. lyrata
Lineage: Eukaryota; Viridiplantae; Streptophyta; Magnoliopsida; Brassicales; Brassicaceae
Exons: 2
Coding region: 521-3001 (826 amino acids)
Biological process (GO): meristem maintenance; meristem development
Source: RefSeq, a predicted model, not a curated record